AUGCGGGACGAUAUUGCUGAUUUACGACGUCAACUGGAGGAAGAGAGACGGGCAAGGGAAGAGGCGGAACAGCGCCAGGAAGAGGCAGAACAUCGAUUGCAACCCAACUCUCUAUUUCGCCUUCUCGAUCGCUGCCACGAAUCUCUGUCACAGACGAUCCGAGUCGAGACGAACGCGACCCUGACGACCCAAGACAAUGUGACUGACCCUGUCAAUCGACUUUUUCCCAAGCGGAUUAUUCCAUGGCUUGAUUUCCCUCAAAUCCAGGAGCAAAUCUGGAAGAAAUUUGAGCGUGCAGUCGGCUUCACCUCACGUCCGCUCUUUCCUUCUGAUACCCAGCUAGACUAUGUCGCAACAAAUGUUCAAGACCGACCGAUUUACUCAGAAGCGACUUUACGAAAUUUCGAGCGAGACACUGUGGAUAACUUUGUUGAAAAGAUUGUGGAGGCAUUACGAGGCGAUGAAACUUUUCUGGAGAUGCAUCUUGACGACGCACCCCGUCAACCAACAAACACCAACCGCGGGAGAGGUAGAAGAAAAGGGAAGGGGAAACAAAUGGGUCAAAGUCAGACAAGGGCUCGCUCACGAAGGCGGCGCAAUCGCCGUGCUGAUCAGUUCUGUGUUCACGUCGUGGCUGACGAGCGCCAGAUACCAGUAUAUGCGGUGGAGUUUAAAGCCCUUCACAAGCUUAUGGUCGCGGAACUAGUCGCGGGCUUGCACGAGAUGGACCUGGCCCGCGAUGUUGUUGAUCAGGAAGGAGACACAUUUGAGUUUCAUACCACCCGCCUUGUUGCCGCUGUUGUCACUCAGAUAUUCUCAUACAUGCAUGACUUGGGGAUACAGAACGGGUGUAUUCGGACAGGGGAGGCAUUUGUCUUUCUACAUAUUCCAGAGGAUCCCACAAUAGUUCAAUACUACUUGUGUAUCCCAAAUCAAGACGUGCAGGCAGGCGAUGAGAGCUGUCUUCACCAGACUGCUGUGGGCCAGAUGCUUGCGUUCACACUCCAAGCGCUGGCCGCUGAAGCUCCGUCCCAAGAGUGGCACAAUACCGCACAUGAACAGCUCUCGACCUGGAAAGUCGAAUACUUGGACCUCUUGCGCGAUAUUCCCGAAACAAUUCGCAAGGAGCCGCCGCCCUCGAAUUAUCAGCCUUCAUACUGGAAACCGAAUCCAAAGAAACACAAUACACGUUCCCAUGCUCGCUGUAAUCCAGGCGUAUCUACCCCGGCAGGCUCGCCAAGUGAAAGCAGUGAUAGUGAUGAGGAUAUGCCUUCGCCAUCCACCGCACCAGCCGCGCGCAGUCGAUCGAGUUGCAGGAAAGGUAAACAACUAUCAACUGGCGGACGCAAACGGGCACAACCCGACCGAAGAACAAAGCAAACUCCUUCUCAAAGGAUGCAGAGACCAUACUGCACCAUGGCUUGUAUCCGCGGUAUGGUCAAUGGGGGUCCUCUGGAUAAAAAGUGCCCUAACUGGCAACAUCACAGCGGCCAGAAGCAUCCAAUGGGCCCGCGGGAAUUCACGCGCAAGCUGCACGAUCAACUUGUCCAGAAUCGAAAUAAGGGUUUUGAGCCGCUACACAUCCGUGGUCGGACGGGGUAUCUCAUGAAAGCGACUCUAUUGUCUCAUGGGUAUACCGUAGUCAUCAAGGCUACAACGAAGGAGAAUCAGCAUGCCCUUACAACAGAAGUUGACAAUUAUCGCAAGCUCCGAAGCUUGCAAGGAUAUCAGAUCCCGGUCUGUUUAGGCGACUUUGAGCCAAGCAUCGCAUACUGGUACCACGAGUCAGGUAAUGGCGCAUAUGAUGAUCCUGAGCUGGUCUGGAACUGGGCUUCAGCGGAUAAUCAAAGACGAAAAUUUGGAUUUCUUCCACAAAGAGCGAGAGAAAGCUCUGAAGUCUCUCCAGAAGUGUGGUGUUAA
Messenger RNA from Aspergillus ruber CBS 135680, 1920 nucleotides. RefSeq lists its product as uncharacterized. Lineage: Eukaryota; Fungi; Ascomycota; Eurotiomycetes; Eurotiales; Aspergillaceae. The coding region runs from base 1 to 1920 and encodes 639 amino acids. The record is from RefSeq and is a predicted model, not a curated record. The transcript is spliced from 2 exons.